UUACCCUUGUGUUAUUAUCAGUCGUGAAACUACAGACUGGGUGGCUGCUCUUUUCCCUCCACACCUUUACAGGUGUUUAUAUGUUAAUUGCUUUUUCUCUGUUCAUCAUACACAAGCUCAGUUACCCCUCAACACUGUAAGCAUUCCAUGUUCGUUGAAUCUUCUUCAUGCUACUAUAGCGCAGAUCUUGUUGCAGACUCCAUUAAUGAUCUUAUUUUUUGGUUGUGAGAUCUUUAAUACAGAAGCUAACUAAGUUUGUCUCUGCUCUGUAUUUGAUCAACUCACUGGAUAUAUCUAUUCCAUGGCUGUUUAGAUCUCCUGGUUCACUUUUUCUUUUAACAAUCAGGGUAAAGCCCCGUUAAUGUUGCAGACAAUUAAUGCUCUUAUUUCUGGGCUGUGAGAUCUUGAAUUCAGAGGCUAACCCAGUUUGUUUCAGAUCAUCCAUGGCAGUUUAAGGUAUCCUAGUUUUUUUUUUAUCAACUGGGUAGGACCUGUUAAGAGAUUAUUUAGCAGAGUAAUUGGUGCGGCCAUGGGAGAUCUGGUGGAGAGAGCAAUUUUGAGAUCAAAAGGAUUUGAGAGCGGUUUAUGGGCUGCAAAGCUAGGUUUCAUAUGCAUUGGGAUUGUAUCGACUGUAAUUUUAUUCAAAUUGGCAGUAAUCCCAUACGCAGUCGAUUUCAUUUUCUCUUUUCUCUCUGCAGUUCCAACUUUCUGGUUCUCCAUUAAAGCCUGGCUUUCUCCUCCAUACAUUUACAUUAUCCUCAAUUUCAUUAUCAUCACUAUUGCUGCCUCUUCUUCUCUCCAUCACCAUAAUCACCCCAAUCAAACCAAACGCAGUAAAGCCAAAAUUUCCUUCCAUACCCACCUCAACCGCAGUCGCUCUGGAGAAAACAUCUGGAACGAAAACAACACAGAAGAAGAAAAAGGAGGAGGAAGAGAUGAGGAUGGGGAAGAACAAGUAGAAAACCCAAGUUUGUCAAUGGACAAACACGACGACGUAUCGGAGGAAAUAAGCUUAAAAGGAGAGGAGACUAUGGAGACGCUUGAGGAGACAUGGAAGAUGAUCACAGAGGGGAAGAAGAAGAAGGAGAGAACACUGAAGAAAAGCGACACGUGGGAGACGCCGCCGCCACGCGUGGUGCUCAGAACAACCGGUAACGUCGAGGAGGAAGACAAGGACGCGGUGGCUUGGGCGCAGAGGGAGCUGAGGAAAUCGGAGACGUUCAAUGAUACGACGUCGUUAAGAAGAGAGAAAUCGAUGAGUCAAGAUGAGUUGAAUCAGCGAGUUGAAGCGUUCAUUAAGAAUUUUAACAAGCAGAUAAGGUUGCAGAGGGAGGAAUCAGAACAGCGUUUCCUGGAAAAAGUUAAAUCAGGGAUUGAGUUUUAGUUAGUUAAUUAAUUAAUUAAUUAAAAGUUUGUGUUGAAGUCUUGCAAUGGCUACUUCAUAAUCUGUAAAUGUAAAUAUCAUAAUCAAUCCUUCUCGCCUCUCUCUCUCUCUCCAUUUUGUAAUCUUCUCCAUGUGUUGAAAAGUAUCUACUAGUAGAAGCACAAACAUCAA
Messenger RNA from Carica papaya (papaya), 1555 nucleotides. RefSeq lists its product as uncharacterized. NCBI's taxonomy places the organism in Eukaryota, Viridiplantae, Streptophyta, Magnoliopsida, Brassicales, Caricaceae. The record is from RefSeq and is a predicted model, not a curated record.